UAAUUUGGCAAUAUGACAACUCAAAUUUUAAAACAGUAAACCAUUAUAAUCCAUCAUGGUCAUUAAAUUUGACAUAGUUGGUUAUCAAGCAUUCGAUGAGUUUAUAUCGAAUUUCAACAGCAACCAGAAAUUGGUGCACAUCUACUUCAUUGGUUCGAAAUUCCCGAAUGGGGAGAGUUGGUGUGAUGACUGCAACAAAGCGACAAGCAUCAUCCAUGAACUGGAGGAGCUAUGUGACCCCGAAUCUUUUUUGAUUAUCGUCCAAGUGGGCGACCAUCUGACGUGGAACGAUAUGGACAAUCCUUUCAGGAAAGAUCCUAGAACACAGCUGAUUGUUUUGCCCACAAUCAUCCGAUGGAAGUUGAAGAAGAAACUCGAAGGGGAUGUCUGUUUGGAUAGUGAGGCUUUGAAAAUGCUACUAACUGGCCAAGAAUAAACUACUCAUUGUUUUACCCAAUUUGUUAUUAAAUACAAGUCAAACACAAUAUUAUAAUAAACUUGUUGGAUUAGUACAU
Aethina tumida (small hive beetle) is the source of this 515-nucleotide messenger RNA. RefSeq names its product thioredoxin domain-containing protein 17-like. The record is from RefSeq and is a predicted model, not a curated record. Gene Ontology annotation, cellular component: cytosol. Bases 56 to 436 code for a protein of 126 amino acids. NCBI's taxonomy places the organism in Eukaryota, Metazoa, Arthropoda, Insecta, Coleoptera, Nitidulidae. Gene Ontology annotation, molecular function: protein-disulfide reductase [NAD(P)H] activity. The transcript has a single exon.